Messenger RNA from Brachypodium distachyon (stiff brome), 2868 nucleotides. Its product is annotated as pentatricopeptide repeat-containing protein At2g22410, mitochondrial. Bases 40 to 2013 code for a protein of 657 amino acids. Gene Ontology annotation, biological process: RNA modification. NCBI's taxonomy places the organism in Eukaryota, Viridiplantae, Streptophyta, Magnoliopsida, Poales, Poaceae. Gene Ontology annotation, molecular function: protein binding; RNA binding. The record is from RefSeq and is a predicted model, not a curated record. The transcript is spliced from 3 exons.
GGAGUUGCGUUGCUUAACCGCGCGCUGCUGCUGUCUUCGAUGCUUGCACCGGCAGCAGUCGUCGCCUCCCGCCAUGUGCUUGAACUCCUACGCCAGUGCCGCUCCAUCCAACACCUGGACCAGAUCCACGCCCACCUAGUCGUCCACGGCUUCUCUGACGUGUCUUCCGUCGCCUCCCAGCUCAUCGCCUCCUACUGCACCCUCUCCGCUGGUGACAGAGAUGGCGGACUCUGCCAUGCCCGCCGGCUGUUCGACAGAAUUCCAGAGCCGGACAGGUUCAUGUACAAUACCCUGGUCAGGGCGUACUCCAACAGCGAUUGCCCCCAAGAGGCGCUCCGUCUUCACCGUGGAGUCCUCCAACGGGGAAUACUGCCCAAUGAGUUCACGCUGCCGUUUGUCCUCAAGGCGUGCACGACCGUGCGAGCAGUGGAGCACGCGCUGGCCGCUCAUGGAGUGGUUGUUAAACUGGGGUUUGUGCAACAGAUAUUCGUGGCUAAUGCGCUUCUGCAUUUUCAUGCGUCAGCAGGGUCUCUGCGGGACUCCCGGCGGUUCUUUGGUGAGAUGGCGGACAGGAAUGUCGUGUCGUGGAACACGAUGAUCGGCGGAUAUGCACAGGCUGGGGAGGUUAGUGAGGCGUGCGCUUUGUUUGGCGAGAUGAGGCAUCAAGGAUUGUUGGCUGACGUGUUCACGCUGGUUAGUCUGCUUUUCGCUUGCUCAAGUGAGGGAAAUCUUGAAGUUGGUCGACUCGUGCAUUGUCAUAUGUUGGUUAGUGGAUCUCGGGUUGAUCGGAUUCUUGGCAAUGCUCUGUUGGACAUGUAUGGUAAGUGUGGAGAUUUGUGGAUGGCUCAUAGAUGCUUUGACAUGAUGCCCAUAAAGAACGUCGUUACAUGGACUUCAAUGCUUUGUGCUCAAGCAAAACAUGGUUCAGUUGAUGCUGUGAGAGAUUGGUUUGAGCAGAUGCCAGAGAGGAACAUAGUCUCUUGGAAUGCUAUGAUCUCUUGCUAUGUUCAAUGUGGCCGAUUGCAUGAAACUUUGGAUCUUUAUAACCGUAUGAGAUCCCUAGGGAUCACCCCAGAUGAGUUUACUUUGGCUGGUGUCCUUUCUGCCUGCGGACAAAAUGGCGAUUUGGCUUCUGGAAAGAUGAUACAUUGCUAUGUGAGAGACAAUUUCAAUGAUCCUGGUGUCACUCUACUUAAUUCACUUCUUGACAUGUAUGCAAGAUGUGGUCAGGUAGACACAGCCAUAGGCUUGUUCACUGAGAUGCCCAAUAAAAAUGUUAUCUCUUGGAAUGUAAUUAUUGGGGCGCUAGCUAUGCAUGGUCGUGCACAGGAGACAGUUACAUUCUUCAGAACUAUGGUAUCCGAUGCCUUCUCCCCUGAUGAGAUCACCUUUGUCGGUCUUCUUUCUGCAUGUAGUCAUGGGGGUCUACUAGAAGCUGGAGAGUAUUACUUUGAGGCCAUGGCACGUGUUUACAAUGUUGAGCCUGAAGUUGAGCAUUAUGGUUGUAUGGUUGAUCUGCUUGGUCGCCGUGGCCAUCUCGCAAAAGCUGUUAAUCUAAUAAAAGAUAUGUCCAUUAAGCCUGAUGUUGUGGUUUGGGGUGCAUUACUGGGAGCCUGCAGGAUCCAUGGGAAUGUGGAGAUCGGCAAGCUAGUGAUCAAACAACUACUCGAGCUGGAGGGAAUUACUGGAGGCUUGUUUGUCCUAAUUUGUAAUUUGUUUUAUGAAACUAACCAGUGGGAGGACAUGAAAAAGCUCAGGAAGCUAAUGAAAGAGCAGGGAACAAAAAAGGAUAUGGGCGUUAGUUCAAUUGAAGUAAAGAACAUCAUACAUGAAUUUGGAGUGGAAGAUCUCAGACAUGAAAGCACAAAUGAGAUAUAUGCGGCAGUCGAUCAGUUGUCAUAUCAUUUGGUCUCUCUGCAUGUCCUGGCUGUACAACCAGAAGAACUAAUUGGGGAAGAGCGAAACAAUCUAUUUAGGAGGCUUCAGACUGUCCAUCAGAAGCUGAUGGUAUAGGGAGGGGCAUACGCAGAAAGAAAUAGAUGCUGCACAUGGGCUGCAAAUGCUAAUAUUCAUCUUCAAGCAGCUUGUCUGUUGAAGCCUUAAGGCUUUCUGCACAUAUCACGGUUCUUUGAGCUACCAACCCAAGUUAGGUGGGUUGCAUCACAUCUACAUUGCUCAGGAGUCGCUGCCUUCACUGCUGUGAUGUCGCACCAAUAACUCAAGAAACUAAAGCUCAGAAACCGUCGCUUCACCAGAUUUGGAGGACCACGGUUCACAGGAGCAUGCUGACUGCUAACCUUUUGACUCUGCCAUUAUCCUGACAGGAGGGAGUCAGCUGCUGCUUAUCAACUCAUCACAGAAACUCAGAAAGAGGUACAUAUCUGUUAGUUAGAUUGAACAGCUGCAAGAUGGGAUCCGUGAUCACAUUCAUGAACUUGUGAUGAUCGUCACAUGUUUCCGUUCACUGGUGCAGCAAGCAAUAAACGUCGCUGGUCGCCAAUUGAAAGGUAAUAAAAGGGGAGUGCCCAGCGCAUGUGUGGCGCUCUGGCAGUUAAGCGCCGGAGAGGUUGCUGCCCUGCCACCGGCACCACCGCGCUCGCAUUAUUAUCGGCCGAUAGAGCACCCGACGGCCGGUGCCCACAGCGGCACAGCUCCCACAACAGAUCUUGGUUAGCGGUACUAGCUCGACCACUGCCACCAUUAUAACAAUCAUGCUGCUAAACUUUUCCAUGUCAUGCUGUCGCAAGGCGAUGAGAGGAUGAUUAUGAUGAUGCUUUGUUUUUCUUUUCUGGAUAAACAUCGAGUACAUUCGCAUGUGUGUAAUAUGCUUUGGUUCCGGAUAAGGGAAUACAUUCUUUUGGUCUGGAA